ACACACAUCCUCCUCCUCCUCCCGAUCUCCUCUCUCUCUCUCUCUCUCUCACACACACACACACACACACACACACUGAAGCGGACUCCUGUCUCUGCCGGUGUUCCCUCCGCCGCCUGCGCACCAUCUCCACCCGCCGCCCGCUCCGGUAGGCCUGACGAAGCUGCAUCAUGGAGGAGUUAGACGUCCCGCAGAUGAGGCGAGAAGUGGAGAGCCUCCAGUAUCAGCUGGCCAUCAACAGAGAGAAGUCCUCCAUCACUGUCACAGAGCUGGUGAAGUGGAUCGAAGGUUGUGUUUGUGAAGAUCCCUUCCUGAACCCCGAGCUGAUGCGGGCCAACCCCUGGGUGGAGAAGGGCAAGUGUGUGAUCCUCUAACGGUCACACACACACACACACACACACACACACACACACACACACACACACACACACA
Messenger RNA from Salarias fasciatus (jewelled blenny), 432 nucleotides. RefSeq names its product guanine nucleotide-binding protein G(I)/G(S)/G(O) subunit gamma-13-like. The record is from RefSeq and is a predicted model, not a curated record. Gene Ontology annotation, biological process: phospholipase C-activating G protein-coupled receptor signaling pathway; sensory perception of taste. Gene Ontology annotation, cellular component: heterotrimeric G-protein complex. The coding region runs from base 171 to 374 and encodes 67 amino acids. NCBI's taxonomy places the organism in Eukaryota, Metazoa, Chordata, Actinopteri, Blenniiformes, Blenniidae. Gene Ontology annotation, molecular function: G-protein beta-subunit binding. The transcript has 4 exons.